CGCAAUCGCUUCUUCCGGUGUGAGCGACAGUAGAAGACGAAGAAAGUUCCUAAGUUAGACAGCAAUCAUGGAGGUGUUUGUUUGUAGUCCUGGUCGAUCCAAGUUUUCUAACUGUUUGUUUACAGAGGGUUCUGUUGUCAGAGAUCUUCUGCUGCGUUUCGUCCAACAAUUGGAGGCGUCGCCACAUGACCUGUACGUCAGCAAAGAUGGACGUCUGGCCAGCCUGGAUGAUCACCUGCAGGGCGGAGCUGUCUAUCAUUUGCAGCCGCGCCUCCUCGGAGGGAAGGGAGGGUUCGGUUCCAUGCUGCGAGCUCUUGGCGCUCAGAUCGAGAAGACGACCAAUCGCGAGGCCUGCAGAGAUCUGAGCGGACGACGCCUGCGAGACGUCAACCAUGAGAAUGAGAUGGCUGAUUGGCUGAAGAAGCAGACGGAGCGCGAGGCGGAGAAGGAGCAGCGUCGUCUGGAGCGUCUGCAGCGGAAGCUGCUGGAACCCAAACAUCAGUUCAGCGACGCCUCCUACGAGCAGCAGUGUCACGACUUAUCCGAGCGACUCGAGGACUCGGUGCUCAAAGGUCUGCAGGCAGCGUCCAUCCCCGAGGUGAGCGCCCAAGUUUCUCCAAAGAGAAAAGCCUCCAGUCAGAGUGAGCCGCCAAUCAAAAAGCAGAAGAAAAUGGGGGCGUGUUUUUGGAGUGGUUUUGACGAGCUGAUGAGCUCAGAGGAGGAAGACGAUUCUCCAUCCACCUCCACCUGUGAAGCUGCCGCUACCAUGACAACACAGUGGGCGGAGCCAGGGCCGAGCUGCAGCUUGGUGGCCACGCCCCCUCAAGAAGCCGUCAAGGCGCAGAGGGCCAUGCCUCCUAAGGAGGAAGCCAGGGCGCACAAGGCCACGCCCCCUAACGAGGAAGCCGGGGCGCACGAGGCCACGCCCCCUAAAGAGGAAGCCGGGGCGCACAAGACCACGCCGCCUAAAAAGGAACCCGAGGUGCAGAAGGCCACGUCCCCUGAAGAGGAAGCUGAGGCACAGAAGGCCACACCCCCUAAAGAGGAAGCUGAGGCGCAGAAGGCCACACCCCCUAUAGAGGAAGCUGAGGCGCAAAAGGCCACACCCCCUAAAGAGGAAGCUGAGGCGCAGAAGGCCACACCCCCUGAAGAGGAAGCUGAGAUGCAGAAGGCCACACCCCCUGAAGAGGAAGCUGAGAUGCAGAAGGCCACACCCCUUAAAGAGGAAGCCGAGGCGCAAAAGGCCACGCCCCCUAAAGAAGAAGCGGAGGCGCAGAGGGUCACGCCCCCUCAAGUAGAAGCAGAGGCGCAGAAGGCGUCCUGCCGCUCACCUGAGCCACAGCCUGGGGAAGAUGCUGAUGGAGGCGCGGUGACCGUCAGCGUGUCAUCAGCCACGUGUGUUCAACAGUUGGAACGUUUGGGUCUGGAGGUUCUCAAACAAGAACUGAUGCGUCGAGGAGUGAAGUGCGGCGGGACGCUGAGCGAGCGUGCGGCUCGCCUCUUCGUCGUAAGAAAUCUGCAGGUGGACCAGAUCGACCCGACGCUGCUCGCCAAGCCUGCCAAGUCCAAGAGGAAAUGAAGACCGGUGGAACAGAAAAGGAAGCCUUUUUAUUUUUUGUGUACCUUUUUACCUCACUUUUUUUAGACUUCGGCUCGUCCAGCUCCUUAAAACAUUGAACGUCCCCGACAUUCACCGCCACCUCAGAUGUUGACGUCAUCUUUGGGGUGCUUCAACACUGCCAGUGAAACACAUCCACUCUUCAAUAAACUUGUAAACAAAGCUUAAGGU
This is a messenger RNA of Entelurus aequoreus (snake pipefish), 1789 nucleotides long. It is a transcript of the gene sde2, whose product is annotated as SDE2 telomere maintenance homolog (S. pombe). Gene Ontology annotation, cellular component: nucleus. Bases 68 to 1579 code for a protein of 503 amino acids. The record is from RefSeq and is a predicted model, not a curated record. The transcript has 8 exons. Lineage: Eukaryota; Metazoa; Chordata; Actinopteri; Syngnathiformes; Syngnathidae.